Messenger RNA from Eurypyga helias (sunbittern), 927 nucleotides. Its product is annotated as olfactory receptor 1440-like. The record is from RefSeq and is a predicted model, not a curated record. Lineage: Eukaryota; Metazoa; Chordata; Aves; Eurypygiformes; Eurypygidae. The transcript has a single exon. Bases 1 to 927 code for a protein of 308 amino acids. Gene Ontology annotation, biological process: G protein-coupled receptor signaling pathway; sensory perception of smell. Gene Ontology annotation, molecular function: odorant binding; olfactory receptor activity; G protein-coupled receptor activity. Gene Ontology annotation, cellular component: membrane.
AUGGUGGGAAGCAAUUGCACCCAAGCGACUGAGUUCAGCUUAACGGGGUUCACACAGGACCCGGCAACUCAGGUCACCCUCUUCCUGAUGUUUCUGCUUGUCUAUCUUUUCACCAUCCUGGGGAACCUCGGGAUGAUCGUGUUAAUCAGGGGCAGCCCUCAGCUCCACUCCCCCAUGUAUUAUUUUUUGGGUAACCUGGCUUUUGUAGACCUCUGUUCUUCCACUGUCAUCACCCCCAAGAUGUUGGUUGACUUUAUGUCGGAGCGGAAGGGCAUUGCUUAUGCUGGGUGCGUGGCUCAGGUGUUCAUCUUUGAUCUUUUUGGGAUGACCGAAGGAUGCCUGCUGGCUAUGAUGGCGUAUGACCGUUACGUGGCCAUUUGCCAUCCCCUGGUAUAUCCCAUCAUCAUGUCCCCAAAAUGUUGUUUCCAACUGGUGACGGGGUCAUAUCUCGUGGGGCUGACAAAUGGCAUGGGGCAGACCAUCAGCAUGUGCAAUUUAUCCUUCUGUGGCUCCAGCACCGUCGACCUGUUCUUCUGCGACAUUUCCCCUCUGAUAGCACUCGCAACCUCCGACACCACCCUCAGCCACAUUAUCCUGAGGACUUCAGCGUUUUUGUUUGGCGUGUCCAGCAGCCUCAUUGUCCUGGUCUCCUACGUUCCCAUCAUCUCUACCAUCCUGAGCAUCAGCUCAGCCAAGGGCAAGCACAAAGCCUUCUCCACCUGCGCCUCCCACCUCACCACUGUGAGCAUCUUCUACGGGACAUCAUUUUUUAUGUACUUAAAGCCCAGCUCAGACAGCUCAAGGGGAGGAGAUAAAUGGGUUGCAGUGCUCUACACCUUGGUAACCCCCAUGCUGAACCCCUUGAUCUACAGCCUGAGGAAUAAGGAGGUGAAGGAGGCUUUGAAGAGACUCACACAAAUAAAAUGA